Hipposideros armiger (great roundleaf bat) is the source of this 4591-nucleotide messenger RNA. RefSeq names its product potassium voltage-gated channel modifier subfamily G member 3 (gene KCNG3). The transcript has 2 exons. The record is from RefSeq and is a predicted model, not a curated record. The coding region runs from base 605 to 1915 and encodes 436 amino acids. NCBI's taxonomy places the organism in Eukaryota, Metazoa, Chordata, Mammalia, Chiroptera, Hipposideridae. Gene Ontology annotation, molecular function: delayed rectifier potassium channel activity; protein binding. Gene Ontology annotation, biological process: potassium ion transmembrane transport; protein homooligomerization; action potential. Gene Ontology annotation, cellular component: membrane; voltage-gated potassium channel complex.
GCGCGGAGGGAGGUGAGGCGCGCGGAGCCGGGAGCCGGGGAGGCCCCGCCCCUGCCUCUCCUAGUCCGCUCCUGGUCGCCUCCAAACCCGCUCACUUUGCCUGUCGCCUCUGGACGGCGGCGGGGCGGUUGCCAGAGCUGCGGCUGGAGGGAGCGCCGGGGACUGGGAGUCAUCCCGCACCGGCCUCCCCUCUCGGCGCCCGCGCCCCUCAGGGGGGUCAGCGCCCCGGCCUUGAAAAGGGCACCCAGGCCUCGUUGGGGGCAUCCCCCGGGCGCCAGGGGCAGCGGCGCCGAUAGCCUCCUUCUUGGCCAGCGGGGCGCGGGGCGCAGAGCUGGCGCCGGAGGGGACUCCCCGGCCACCCACAGGUACCGCGGCGCAGAGGAAGCGUCUCUAGGAGCGACGCUGGGCUGCCGAGGAAGCCAGAACUGAGGGACCCCCCGCGCCGGCGAAGGGGAGGAGCGGAGCCCGGGGGCAGAGCCGGCCAGACAGCCCGCGGGCCCCGACGGCGCGCUCCCGGGUCGGCCAACGUCAGGCGGACCCCGCGCGGCGGCCGGGGGGACGGCGGCGGCGCCCUCGACCUACGGGGGCCUCGGGGCGGCCAGCCAUGACCUUCGGGCGCAGUGGGGCGGCCUCGGUGGUGCUGAACGUGGGCGGCGCCCGGUACUCGCUGUCCCGGGAGCUGCUGAAGGACUUCCCGCUGCGCCGCGUGAGCCGCCUGCACGGCUGCCGCUCGGAGCGCGACGUGCUCGAGGUGUGCGACGACUACGACCAAGAGCGCAACGAGUACUUCUUCGAUCGGCACUCGGAGGCCUUCGGGUUCAUCCUGCUCUAUGUGCGCGGCCACGGCAAGCUGCGCUUCGCGCCGCGGAUGUGCGAGCUCUCCUUCUACAACGAGAUGAUCUACUGGGGCCUGGAGGGCGCCCACCUCGAGUACUGCUGCCAGCGGCGCCUCGACGACCGAAUGUCCGACACCUACACCUUCUACUCGGCGGACGAGGCGGGCGCGCAGGGCCGCGACGAGGCGCCCCCCGGCGGCGCCGAGGCGGCCCCUUCCAGGCGCUGGCUGGAGCGCAUGCGGCGGACAUUCGAGGAGCCCACGUCCUCCCUGGCCGCGCAGAUCCUGGCUAGCGUGUCGGUGGUGUUCGUGAUCGUGUCCAUGGUGGUACUGUGCGCUAGCACACUGCCCGACUGGCGCGCCGCGGCCGCCGACAACCGCAGCCUGGAUGACCGGAGCAGGUACUCUGCCGGCCCUGGGAGGGAGCCCUCCGGGAUAAUUGAAGCUAUCUGCAUAGGUUGGUUCACUGCAGAGUGCAUCGUGAGGUUCAUCAUCUCCAAAAACAAGUGUGAGUUUGUCAAGAGACCCCUGAACAUCAUUGAUUUAUUGGCAAUCACGCCGUAUUACAUCUCGGUGUUAAUGACAGUAUUUACAGGCGAGAACUCUCAACUCCAGAGGGCUGGAGUCACCUUGAGGGUGCUUAGAAUGAUGAGGAUUUUUUGGGUGAUUAAGCUUGCUCGUCACUUCAUUGGUCUUCAGACACUUGGUUUGACUCUCAAACGAUGUUACCGAGAGAUGGUUAUGUUACUUGUCUUCAUUUGUGUUGCCAUGGCAAUCUUUAGUGCACUUUCUCAGCUUCUUGAACAUGGGUUGGACCUGGAAACAUCCAACAAGGACUUCGCCAGCAUCCCUGCUGCCUGCUGGUGGGUGAUUAUCUCUAUGACUACAGUUGGCUAUGGAGAUAUGUAUCCUAUCACAAUGCCUGGAAGAAUUCUUGGAGGAGUUUGUGUUGUCAGUGGAAUUGUUCUACUGGCAUUACCGAUCACCUUUAUUUACCAUAGCUUUGUGCAGUGUUAUCAUGAGCUCAAGUUUAGAUCAGCUAGAUACAGUAGGAGCCUCUCUGCGGAGUUCCUAAAUUAAUGCACUGCAAAUCAUGUCUUGCAUAUACUUUGCUCAAGAGAAAGAGUUGAUGCUACUUCAUAUUCAUGUAUUUCUUGUGCGGUGAGCACUGCAGUGGUACAGUCAUUAUUUUGGUAGGGUAAAAAUUAUCCUUCCCAGCUGAAGGGAUAAAACAAUUUACUUAUUAUGGAGUAAAUAGGAGUGAGACUGCAAAGGAAAAUUAAUGACUCCUAGAGUAAGUUUUAGGAUCUUAUUUUAUUUAGACUUGUUUCUUGUUGCCUUGAACAAUUACACAUUUCGUUUUAAAGUAUAUUAUUUGAACAUUUUAAAAUGGAAAGCUGUAUUUUCCAAAUGUUUUCCCAUCUUGUGAAUUCCAAAGAAGCUUGGAAGUUAGUGUUGUUUUUUGUUGGAGAGCAACAUUUUCAUUUCUAAAUGUUUUAUAAUCUCUCAUAUCAAUGUCAGAAGUAUCCUGGAAACAUAUGUCACACGCAAGAACUGUUGAACAAAUACUUAAAAAAUUUGGCUGAAUUUAAACUGUAUAAUAGAGCUAGAUACAAGCAAGAAUAGUAUUUGGAGAAGUUUUCCAGCGUAUUUCUCAAUUCCCUGAUUUAUUUUUUUACCCUAUUAUUCCACUUAUCAUACAGCUUCAUGGAAGCUUGAGUAUGGCCUCCCUUUUUCAUUUUGGAUUUCUUUUAUCUCUUUAUUGAAAUGACUCAAAAAAGCAUUUUAGAAUGAAGAGAGUGUGCAUUGUUUAGCAUUUUAUUGGAGUUCAUUUUAUUUGAAAUCAUUGCUGUUACUAGGUGAUAAUUGUCCUAACGUUCAGAUGUCCAAACAAGAUUUCUACAUAAAAAUGAUAAUAGAAGUAGUUUGGUAUUACAACCCAUAUUUAUCUUCUUCUCUCCCCCACCCCUGCCCAAACAACGUGGGUUUAAGUCUUACCAGAUGAAAGGAUAUUUAUGUAGUCUUUUUAUACCAAAGUCAUACUUAGAUGUUGUCACUGGAUUAUAAUAAAAAAAGAAAUGAAAUAUUUCCUUACUCUUGGUUGCUGUGUAGCUAAGCCAGUUUUAAGCCUGGUAAAAGUAAUGAAUACAUAAUUAUUUGAUCUGAUCUUCACCAUCGUGAAUUAUGGCUACGCCAAAACUUCUUGCAACAAUAUUGAAUAAUAUGCCACAUUAAUCUUGUUAGAUUAUUAGGACUAGAUAAUGUAAAGCUGAUAACUGUUUAGUGCUAAAUUUUAGCAACAUGAUUUAAGAUUUUUGCUUUGUUAACCAGUUGCCAUAAAGAAGUCAGUGUAUAGACACAAAAAAUUAAAGUCAUAGAUUCAUGAAUAAUUUAAUGUUGUACGCUGUAAUUUAGUGUGGGGAGAGGGGCGAAGAGGGGAUGGGACCUUGAUAUACUUAUCAAUAAAGGGUUACCAGAAAUGUUCAUUAAAGGAAUAUUAGCCAUCAUCUAGUUCCAACCUCAUCUAGUCCAGGUACAAAACUAGGGCAAGAGAGGGCACGAUUGUGGAGUUGGGGCUAAAAACUAGAUCUCUAGAAACCAAGCCCAGCAGCUGAUUCUUAACAAACCUCUGGAUUUUGAGAAAAGCUUUGAGAAGCCACACUUCUUCGCCAUUGCUGAGGUAACAGUAAUGGUAGCAAACCCGUUCCUUUUCCUUACUUCCCUUUCCUGAGUUUAUGUGACAUUUUGGCCAUUAAGAAUCUCACCCUGUCUUCCCUACAACUGCACACUGGUAUGCUGCUUAUUACAAACUCAAAAUAAACCCUGUUAUUCAUUGUAUGUUUAUUGUAUUUUACUAUACUUGAAAUAAGUGGCAUGGAUUUAUUUUUUCUUACCUAUUUGGAUUAAGGCUUUGUGAUCCAUGCAAAUAAUAUGCAGAUGAUAGCAUCCUCGUAUUACUAAUUAAAAUAUCAAAGCCAUUCAUUUUGCUGGGACUGGGAACUCUUCAUGGGAGUAUGUCUUAUCUCCCCAAUAAAUUAUAACUAUUUUGAGGGCUGGGACUUUCUUUCUUAUACAUACCACAAUAUCUAUGACAGACUUGGGCACAAACUAUUGACCGAUUUGGGGGGAGAAACUUCUGUGAAGAGGCAAGGAGAAGCAAACUCCUGUAUGUGUACAUGUAUAGCCAUACGUGUCAAUACACACACAGACGUUGAGGCUGUCCUUCAGUAACAAGCAAGAAAUCUCUUGCUGGUGAUGCCCGACUUCUCAUAAAGGAGCAUGUUGGAUAAGUUCUAAUGCCAGUUCAGCUCCCCAUUUAUUAAGAGUGGUGACGAGACAUGACAGAGUGGUUCAGUCAUGAGUGAAAAAAAAAUCACGAAUAUUGUAGUUUUUUAGAACAGAGGCCUUUUAAAGAUCAUUUAGUACGACUUCUUUCUUAGUUGUGCUUUUAGACAUCUUUCAUAGCUCUAUCUUCAUGGCACAAAUGCUUUCAUUAGAAGCCUAUUAUUAGUAGCCGUGAGUCAGAUAUUAUCCUAAUUAGAAUGCCCCGUGAGGAAAGAGAAAGUCCGAAUGUUUUGUUCUGAUUUUACUGCACCUGAGAUUGUGACUUGAUCUUGUGUAGAACUGGUUUUGUAUCCUUUCACAUGGGAUUUUUCCAGGAUUAAAGAUGCAAAUUAGAGAAUACAUUUGAAAGUGAAGAUACUGUAUUUCCCCAUGUAUAAAAUGCACCCUUUUUCAAAAAUUUUGGGGUCUAAA